Molecule: messenger RNA, 1569 nt
Organism: Daucus carota subsp. sativus
Lineage: Eukaryota; Viridiplantae; Streptophyta; Magnoliopsida; Apiales; Apiaceae
Product: ADP,ATP carrier protein, mitochondrial
Exons: 4
Coding region: 156-1307 (383 amino acids)
Biological process (GO): mitochondrial ATP transmembrane transport; mitochondrial ADP transmembrane transport
Cellular component (GO): mitochondrial inner membrane
Molecular function (GO): ATP:ADP antiporter activity
Source: RefSeq, a predicted model, not a curated record
GCUCGGCCCAUUUAUAUCACCCCAUUACUCGUAUAUAAAUAGCUCCACACAUUUUGGCCUCUGCUAACCCUGAUUUGCCUUCUCUUUCUCUCUCAUUUCGGCUCUCUCUCGGCUGCGUGCUUCUCGAGGCAGAAGGAAUUCAUUUUCUUGAAGUGAUGGCUGAUCAGAAGCACUUCCCAACUGUUGCUCACAAGUUGGCUGGACAGUUCCAUGUUAGUUCCAGCCUAUCACAAGAUGUUAGGAGCCGCUAUGGAGCACCUGCACAGCGAACCCAGUUUGCCUAUGGAAACUACACAAAUGCAGGAUUUCAAUACCCCCAGACAUGUGUAUCCAGGGAUCUAAUUGCUGCCAACGCUUCACCUAUCUUUGUUCAAGCUCCUGCUGAGAAAGGGCUUGCAGGUUUUGCCAUUGAUUUUCUCAUGGGUGGUGUCUCAGCUGCAGUGUCCAAGACUGCUGCUGCUCCCAUUGAGCGUGUGAAACUUCUUAUUCAGAACCAAGAUGAGAUGCUCAAGACUGGUCGUCUUUCUGAACCAUACAAAGGUAUUGGUGAAUGUUUCAGUAGAACAAUCAAGGAAGAAGGUUUUGGAUCUCUAUGGAGAGGAAACACUGCCAAUGUUAUCCGUUACUUCCCCACUCAGGCUUUGAACUUUGCGUUCAAAGAUUACUUUAAGAGCCUAUUCAAUUUCAAGAAGGACCGUGAUGGUUACUGGAAAUGGUUUGCUGGAAACCUGGGAUCAGGUGGUGCUGCUGGUGCAUCUUCCCUACUCUUUGUUUACUCCUUGGAUUAUGCUAGAACUCGUCUUGCAAAUGAUGCCAAGGCAGCAAAGAAGGGUGGAGAGAGACAGUUCAAUGGAUUGGUUGAUGUUUACAAGAAGACUCUUGCUUCAGAUGGUAUUGCUGGGCUCUACCGUGGAUUCAACAUUUCUUGUGUUGGUAUCAUUGUGUACCGUGGUUUGUACUUUGGAAUGUAUGACUCCUUGAAACCAGUUCUUCUCACUGGAAAGUUGCAGGAUAGUUUCUUUGCUAGUUUUGCACUCGGUUGGGUGAUCACAAAUGGUGCUGGACUUGCCUCCUACCCCAUUGACACUGUCCGUAGAAGAAUGAUGAUGACAUCUGGUGAAGCUGUGAAGUACAAGAGUUCCCUAGAUGCAUUCACCCAGAUUUUGAAGAAUGAGGGUGCUAAAUCUCUGUUCAAGGGUGCUGGUGCUAACAUUCUCCGUGCAGUUGCUGGUGCUGGUGUGCUUGCAGGGUACGACAAGCUACAGGUCAUUGUGUUCGGCAAGAAAUUCGGAUCAGGUGGAGCCUAAACUGGAGGAUUUGUUCUCCCUUUUUUAUUUUAUUGUAGCCGUAGAUGGUGAUGAAAAUCUUUUCCUUUUCAAAGUCUGAAUUAAGAACAUGCAAACAGAGCAUUAAUAUUCAAAUAACUAGACUUGGUGUCUAGUUUUAAACAUGACCCUUAUCACUGGGUAUUUUUGUUACACAAACCUGAUAACUGCGGAAGCUAUUUUGAGCUCAAGUGUUCCGAAAUUUAUUUAUAGUAGUUUGAAAGUCCUAUCUUAUGUUUUGUUA